Lates calcarifer (barramundi perch) is the source of this 3808-nucleotide messenger RNA. RefSeq names its product PAX interacting (with transcription-activation domain) protein 1 (gene paxip1). The record is from RefSeq and is a predicted model, not a curated record. Gene Ontology annotation, cellular component: nucleus. The transcript has 23 exons. NCBI's taxonomy places the organism in Eukaryota, Metazoa, Chordata, Actinopteri, Centropomidae. The coding region runs from base 129 to 3521 and encodes 1130 amino acids. Gene Ontology annotation, biological process: positive regulation of transcription initiation by RNA polymerase II.
CGCUUAGCGGUUUGGCGCUUUACAGUGUCCGGUGUACGGCUCGCUCCGGAGUAGCGGCUGUAAUACAGACACUUCCCUCUCUUACCCUGUGCUUUAAUGUCUGUGUCCUGGGACGUUCGUGGACAGUCAUGUCUCAAGAGGAAAAUGUGGUUGCCCAUGAACUUUUCAAAGAUGUCAAAUUUUACGUGGUGGGAGACAUCGACCAAAAGGUGGUACAGCUGCUAAAAGCAGGAAAAGGGAAGGAGGUGUCUUACAAUGCUCUGGCCACGCACAUUAUUGCAGAGGAUGGGGACAACCCAGAGGUAGGCGAGUCCAGAGAAGUUUUUGACCUCCCUGUUGUCAAGCCAUCUUGGGUGAUCCUCUCAGUCCGAUGUGGAGAUCUGUUACCAGUUACUGGAUUCUCCCCAGAAUCGGGACAGAUAUUCUUUGGCGUGACGGUGUGUCUUCCCAGGCUUCCAGAUGAUCUCAAUGCCUUGUGGGCUUACAUAACAUUUUAUGGAGGAGAAUGUCAGCUUAACCUUAAUAAGAAGGUCACCCACUUAGUGGUGAAGGAACCAAAGGGGGCCAAGUUUGAGUGUGCCCUGAAACACCCUAGCAUCAGGAUCGUCACCCUGGACUGGAUUACAGAUUCAGUCAAAGAUAAAAGCAGGAAGGAUGAAGCACUCUAUCACCCCAGACUCACGUACGUGGAGCCUGAGGAAGAGGAGGAAAGCGAAGCAGAGUCAUAUGACCAGCACUCCCACUCUGAUGGAAGUUACAGCCCCCGGCAAUCUCGGCUGUCUAGUGGCGGCUCAUCUGGCGAGGAGUCCAGCCCCCGCAGACGACCAGGACCCAAAAAACUGAAUUCUGUCUCUCCAACGUCCCCCCGCAAACCUGAGCGCCGCAGCGAACGCAUGUUUGACGACUCUGAUGAUGACUCCUCCACAGAGAAGGAGGGCACCAAUCUCAACUGGACGCCUGCUGAAGUCGUCACUCAGACGCCCCCUAUUGCAACUGGCACAGCCAGACGACGGGGAGGGCCACCUGGCAGCAAAGACCCAGCCUCAUCUGCAGGCAGUGGGAUGAUCAACCUGUAUGCCACUGUGCCUCCUGUACCUGGCAGUGGAGGAGCCAUGCCUGCAGAGGCUCGCUCUGCUGCUGCUGCCAUCAGUCACAGCACACAGCAGGGUGUAUCAGUUCCAGAAGGCAUACCUGGAUGGAGUCCAGCAGCCAGAACCCUCCGCAACAUUACUAACAACUCUGACAUGCAGCCAGCCAAUCGACCUGCCAAUGUAUCACAUAUCAUCCAGAAUCCGACAGCCAAUCAGACAAAGCCAUUGGAGCAGCAACCCAAUCAGAGCCACGCUCAGACCCCCAACAAUACUAACCCUCUUCUCUUCAGUCAGUCCAAACUGGCCAGCCAGCCCCUCACAGCAGAGCAGCAGCAACAGUUACUGCAACAGCAACAGUCACACCAGGCUGCUCAGCAACAACAUCAACAGUUACCGCAGCAACCGCAGCAUCCCAUGAUGCAUCUCCAGCAGCAGCAUCAGAUGAUGCAGCUACAUCACCAACAGCAACAGUCACAGAUUGCACAGCAACAAGGGUUCCCACAGUUGCCCCAGCAGCAACAGCAGUUUCUACAACAACAGCAGCAAAUGCACCAACAGAUGUUUUCGCAGCAGCAGCAGCAGCAGCAGCAGCAGCAGCAGCAGCAACAGCAGCAACAGCAACAACAGCAACAGCAGCAACAGCAUGCGUUCACCCAGCAGCAGCAGCUGCGGCCCCAGCAGCUCCUACGGCCUGGUUUACAGCAGCUACAGCAGCAACAAGCUCUGCAGCAGCAGCUCCAACAGAUCCAACAGCAGCAACGUAUGCAAAUGUUACAGCAACAGCAGAAUCAACAGCAAAUACACCAACAGCAUCUACAGCAGCAGCAGCACCAUUUCCUACAACAGCAACACAUGCAGCAGAUGCAACAGCAGCACCUCCAGAAUCAGCAGCAGCAGGCCCUGCAGCAUCAGACCCAGCAGGCCCUGCAGCAGCAGACGACGACACUCCAGCCUCAGCUUCAGCCUCAGCUCCAGCCUCCAAAUAUCUCCCAGCUUUUUGGACACGAGCCAGGACAAGAAAUUCCACAGGAUGGCUUCCUGCUAGGCUGUGUGUUUGCUAUUGCUGACUACCCAGAACAGAUGGCAGACAAACAACUCCUGGCAACAUGGAAGAGGGUCAUUCAGGCAUGUGGAGGUGCUGUUGACCCCACCCUGACCAGCCGCUGCACACACCUACUGUGUGAGAGCCAAGUCAGCAACAUGUAUGUACAGGCACUCAGAGAGGGGAAGCGCUGUGUAACAGCCCACUGGCUCAACACUGUUUUGAAAAGGAAGAGGAUGCUUCCUCCUCAUAGGACAUUACAUCUGCCCUUUGCCUUCCCUCCUGGAGCCAAACCCUGCUCUCAGCAUAUUAUAUCAGUGACAGGUUUUGUGGAUGCUGACAGAGAUGAUCUAAAGUUGAUGGCCUACCUGGCUGGUGCCAGAUACACCGGAUAUCUGUGUCGCAGUAAUACAGUCCUCAUCUGUAAAGAAUCCAGUGGGCUUAAGUAUGAGAAGGCCAAGGAAUGGAAGAUCCCAUGUGUGAAUGCCCAGUGGCUGUGUGAUAUACUGCUGGGCAACUUUGAAGCACUGAGGCAAAUUCAGCACAGCAGAUACUCCAUCUACACAGACUCAGAACCACUGGUGCCUAACACACAGUUAGUCCAGAACCUGCUGGCUGCUUGGAGAACGCCCAUCAAAGUAUCUCCUGAAGCUUUGGCGAGCCUCCAGCUGCUCCAGAAGCAGAAGAUCACAGACUCCACCAGCCAGCCUGCUAACAAGAAGGCCAGACUGGAGGAGAUUCAGACCCCCAGUAAGAAGCUUCCUCCAGAGUCCACUCCCCGAGUCAUGUUCACAGGCUUUGAGCCUGCACAAGUACAGCAGUAUACUAAGAGGUUACAUGCUUUAGGUGGUGAAGUAGCAGACAACAUUCAGAAGGUCACUCACCUGUUGGCCAGUAAGGUGACUCGCACUGUCAAGUUCCUCACUGCCAUGUCUGUAGUCAAACACAUCGUCAGCCCAGAGUGGCUGGAAGAGAGCUGGAGGAGCCAGACAUUUGUGGAUGAGCAGAGUCACAAUCUGAGGGAUGCAGAGGCGGAGGUGUUGUUUGGUUUCAGUCUGGAGGAAUCACUAAAGAGAGCCCACAGUACACCGCUCUUCAAGGGGAAGUACUUCUACCUCACCCCAGGGAUCUGCCCCAGCCUCAGCACAAUGAAGUCCAUCCUGGAGAGUGCUGGAGGAAAGCUGUUGGCCAAACAGCCCUCCUACAGAAAGAUCAUAGAGCACAAACAGAACAAGAACCUUCCUGAAAUCAUCUUAAUUUCCUGUGACAAUGACCUUCACCUCUGUAGAGAAUACUUUUUGAAAAACAUUGAUGUCCAUAACGCCGAGUUCAUCCUGACAGGAGUUCUUACCCAGAAACUCGACUAUGAUUCAUAUAAGUUCACUUGAUGGUGAAGCAAUGAUAGCAUGAAGAAGACGAGGAAAAGAUUAGGAAGCCACCUGUGUACAGUCCAGCCACACUGACUUUUCUAUAUUUUUAUUUCUGUGCAUAGAUAUCCAGUCAUUUUGUAGCCUUUUAUUACCAGUUUGAGAAUAAAGAAAUCAAUGUUAUUUUUGUGAGAUGAAUGUUUAAAUUAUGGAGGAUUUUAACCUUUUUCUUGUGGUUCAGAUAGAAUGUGUAAAGGUUUCAGCUCGUACACGCUGCUUUUUUGAAUAAAAAUUUGGGAAAAACUGUC